Molecule: messenger RNA, 1530 nt
Organism: Theobroma cacao (cacao)
Lineage: Eukaryota; Viridiplantae; Streptophyta; Magnoliopsida; Malvales; Malvaceae
Product: nucleic acid binding protein
Molecular function (GO): single-stranded DNA binding; 5'-3' DNA helicase activity
Source: RefSeq, a predicted model, not a curated record
ACCCUGGGCUCACUUUUUGUCUUCUUCCCCAAUGAAAAAAUCUUUUGCUUCCAGGCAUGAAUGGCACUACGGGAAAGGUGCAGGUAUUAAAUACAAUGCAAGUGAGAAGUGAGAAGAGUUAGAUUGAAAUUGAACAAGCAAUGCCCUUUGCUGAUAUCAUUCGUCAGGCCCCCUUUUUCUUCUUUGUCAAUGCCACUAACUAUAAAUCAUCUUUCGUAAUCAUUCCUCCAAGACUCGGAUUAGGACGACGCAUAUGUUCUUGUUCUGGGUCUCUUCCUUCCGCCCCAAAAUCCAAUGUCCCGCUCUCGCCAUCUCAGCAAACUAUCAAUGGGGGCAAAGUGACGGAAUUGAAGAAGAAAGUGGAACUUCUUGGGAUUCAAGGUCACGAUUCUUGUCUUCCUGGACGAUACAACUAUUUAUUCUGCCCCAAGUGCAGAGGUGGCAAGUCAAUGGGGAGGACUUUAUCUCUUCAUAUUAUUGACAAGGGAGAUUUUGCAAUGUGGAGAUGUUUUCAAACUGAUUGCGGUUGGGCAGGCCAGGCCUUUGCGGACAGCUCUAAAAUAAUAAUGAAUGGCACAGUGUUGGAACCAAUCGGGGAUGAAUUGAUUGCUUAUUUUGCUGGGCGGAGGAUAUCUAAGGCAACUCUGCAGAGAAAUGCUGUCAUGCAAAGAUCUGGUGAUCAGGCGGUCAUUGCUUUCACUUACAGAGGGAAUGGGGUGAUUGUUGGGUGCAAGUACCGAACCUUGGAGAAAAAGUUUUGGCAGGAGAAGGGUACAAAAAAAUGGUUGUAUGGACUAGAUGACAUCGAGGAAGCUGCUACAGUCGUUGUUGUUGAAGGUGAAAUAGAUAAGCUUGCUGUGGAAGAAGCUGGUGUCCAUAAUUGUGUAAGUGUUCCUUGUGGUGCACCCCAGACGGUUUCUGCCAAAGAAUUACCAACAUUGGAAAAGGACAUUGCAUAUCAGUAUCUAUGGAACUCGAAAGAGUACUUGGAUAAGGUAUCUUGCAUUAUCCUGGCAACUGAUGUUGACGACCCUGGCAAUGCCUUGGCUGAGGAGCUAGCACGUCGGCUUGGAAAAGAAAGAUGUUGGCGAGUGGAAUGGCCAAAGAAAGAUGACUUUUCUUGUUUCAAAGAUGCAAACGAGGUUCUCAAGUGCUUGGGACCAGAAGCUUUGAAGGAAGUAAUUGAAAAUGCAAAACCAUAUCAGGAAUACAUGUAAUGAUCAAUUUAAAAGGGGAUUCAAACUUAGUUUUUUUAUUUAUUUUAUUUUUACAUAGGGUAAAGCCUAAAAGUUUGUCGUGGCGAAAAAUAGCUGUAAAAUAUGGAACCUUGUCAGGAAGAACAUACAUGAGGAACAUAGUUCAUGUGGUGGGGAUUUUUGUUGUACUUGUAUAGGCAUUCUUUUCCAUUACCCCCACUGGAGAAUGUCUUGACUUGGAAUAAUUUGACAUGCCAGAAUACAGUUUAAAGGCCAAUUAUCAUGGUGUAUUUUAAUUGUUUAAUUAAUUGAUUGACUGUUGAUGUAAUUUUUA